Messenger RNA from Zingiber officinale, 1646 nucleotides. RefSeq lists its product as uncharacterized. Gene Ontology annotation, biological process: regulation of DNA-templated transcription. The record is from RefSeq and is a predicted model, not a curated record. The transcript is spliced from 5 exons. Gene Ontology annotation, molecular function: DNA-binding transcription factor activity. Bases 325 to 1356 code for a protein of 343 amino acids. Lineage: Eukaryota; Viridiplantae; Streptophyta; Magnoliopsida; Zingiberales; Zingiberaceae.
CUGUUUGAGAAAGAAAAAAAAAACGAACUUCUGUGUAUUAAUUUGGUUUGUUAGGGAAACAAGAUGCGAUCUUGAUCGCCAUCCGCAUCGAGCAGACGCCGCUGCCAGCGUCCAAAUCGGUCGAUCGUUUCUAUAUUCUUCCAUGAUUUCGUGCCUGUCUUUGUUGUUUGUUAGUUGUCCGGGUUGUUUCAAUCAACCCAUUAAAUUCCUCUGUCCCCCUAUCUCCGCUCCCAUCCCUUUCUCUCCUCCGCUUUCAGAGAUUUCCCAUUCCGAAGGCUGAAUCCCAUCGCCAAGCAUUCGAUUCCAUCAGAUUAGGGUUUGGAGAUGACGAAUCCACAGCUUCCUCCAAAAUGCCCCUUCCCGGCCUCUUUCGUCGGUAGCAGCUCUAUCAAUUGCAUAGGUCCUAAGGGGAAUCCCAUUGCCAGGGACGGCGUGAGGUUCCACCAGCGCACUGCAUCCGAGAGCUUUCUCCUCGAGGAGCAGCCUUCUUGGCUUGAUGAACUCCUUAGAGAACCUGAGAUUGCUGUCGGGCGAAGAGAUCAUCGGCGAUCGUCUAGCGACUCUUUUGUAUUCCUGGACUCAUCUGAUUCCUCAUGGAAUGGAGACGGCUCCAAUGCAGUGGCUUUCUGGGGACCUCAGGAACUUGAUUACCUCAAACAGAUUCAGCAUGCACCUCACUAUUUGGAUGCAAAUUCAUAUCGAGGCACACAAAUUGAAGGCGCGGAUUCCAGCAACAACAUGGUUAACUAUCCAAUCAGCAGACUUCCACCAGCCAAGGACAAACUUGCGCCUUCAUUUUCAGCUUCUGUGACAAAGAAGCAAGAUGGUUUGCCAUCUUUUGUCAUGGACAGCCAUGUUCCAGAGGAAUGCGGCAAAGAAAAACCGAUAGGCUGUUUCGAACGGAGGGAAGGUGCUGAGGCUAAGCACUAUCAAUCUGAGAUGGAAGCUAAGCGCGCUAAACAGCAAUUUGCUCAAAGAUCCCGAAUGCGCAAGCUCCAGUACAUUGCUGAACUGGAGAGAAGUGUUCAAAUGUUGCAGGCAGAAAGUUUGGAAUUGUCAUCACAGCUUCAGUUUUUAGAUCAGCAGAACCAUAUGUUGAGCUUGGAGAACAAAACACUGCUGCAACAACUGGAUUGUCUUUCGCACGAGCAUCUCUUGAAAUGUCUUGAGCAUGAUAUCUUGGGGAAAGAGCUUUCUCGUCUUCGACACAUGCAUCUUCAGCAGCAGCAGCAGCAGCAACAACAACGACUUCCGACUCACGGACGCAAGAAAAGCAUAGACCUCAAUUCUCAAUUGGCCAAUCUGUCCCUGAAAGGAAAUGAUUCAAACUCGGGUGUAGGUCAGCUCCACAUCUGAAUCAAAAUGUUUUCAGCAGCCUGUUCUUGGAUUCAAGAUCUUCUACAGAUGUUAAAAAGUUGUAUGUUACCAUGAAGCUAAUUUUACCUUUUUGAGGUGUAGGUUUGUUGUUUCCACCUCAAAGUCAACCUCAUUCAAAAUGUAUUUGUUGGUGGUUGGCUAAUAAAAUGUGUUAGGUUUUGCAUAUGGCUCUGUUGUAGCAUGAUUAAGCUCUCUUCUCAUGCUUAUUGAUGUAAAGUCUACCUGUGCUAGUUCAUUGCUAAAUCUGGCAUAAACUUUGUCUUAAUAAA